Cryptococcus wingfieldii CBS 7118 is the source of this 543-nucleotide messenger RNA. RefSeq lists its product as hypothetical. The transcript has 5 exons. Gene Ontology annotation, molecular function: DNA-directed DNA polymerase activity. Gene Ontology annotation, biological process: DNA-templated DNA replication; DNA synthesis involved in DNA repair. The record is from RefSeq and is a predicted model, not a curated record. Gene Ontology annotation, cellular component: delta DNA polymerase complex. NCBI's taxonomy places the organism in Eukaryota, Fungi, Basidiomycota, Tremellomycetes, Tremellales, Cryptococcaceae. Bases 1 to 543 code for a protein of 180 amino acids.
AUGCCACCCAGGAAAUCAACAGCCGCAUCAGCUAGGACAUCGGGGAGGACCAAGAAGGCUGCUGGCGUUGCCCAGCCUCUACUCUCUUUCCAAUCCCAAGGAAAGCCUUCGCGAGGCGCCACCUCCAAAACCAAACCAUCGCUGCAGAAAGAGUCAUCUGCGGUCUCUAUACCUGGUACCAAAGCCGACGAAGGGGAUGAUGACGAUAUUCAAGUGGUUGAUGAGCCUCAGGGGACAAAGGACGGGAGCGCAAAGGGAGGCAAGAAGCCACAAUUAAAGGUCAAGAGCAAGGAAUGGUCAAAGGUUCUGAAAGAGGCCGAGGCAGCUAUGGGCGACUUGGAGCCAAUCCAUGCCGGCCCCAACACCCAUAACGAUAUCCAUCAUAUACUCCGCGUAUUCGAUUUGUCGACCAAGUAUGGCCCGUGUGUCGGCAUUGCCCGUCUGCAGCGCUGGGAAAGAGCCAAGCAGUGGGGUCUGGAUCCACCCGACGAGGGGGAGGACGACGCUUCGUAUCGCGAGAAUGUGCUGAGCGCAUGGCUCUGA